CGACUGUGCAAAUAUCAAUUAUAUACUCAGUGAAUUGCAGGGGAAAAACCCUAGUGCGUGUCCAUACGAAUGAAGAGAGGGGAGAAGGAUCCAACAAUCCAGCUUCAGCUUUGUUCAUUAAUUUCUUGUUCUUUAAUUUUUCUAGGAAAGAGAGUGUGAUCGACUAAAAAAAGGAAGCAAAAAUGAGGAUUAUGAUAAAAGGUGGAGUAUGGAAGAACACGGAGGACGAGAUCCUGAAGGCGGCGGUGAUGAAGUACGGGAAGAACCAGUGGGCUCGUAUCUCGUCUCUCCUAGUUCGUAAAUCAGCCAAGCAAUGCAAGGCCCGUUGGUACGAGUGGCUUGACCCCUCUAUCAAAAAGACUGAGUGGACCAGGGAAGAAGAUGAGAAACUUCUGCAUCUUGCCAAACUCAUGCCCACACAAUGGAGAACAAUUGCCCCAAUUGUUGGCCGGACUCCAUCUCAGUGCCUUGAACGGUAUGAGAAGCUCCUUGAUGCAGCAUGUGCCAAGGAUGAGAAUUAUGAACCUGGCGAUGACCCACGUAAAUUACGUCCUGGAGAGAUAGAUCCCAAUCCAGAAUCCAAACCUGCUCGUCCUGAUCCUGUGGAUAUGGAUGAAGAUGAGAAAGAGAUGCUUUCUGAAGCACGGGCACGGUUAGCCAAUACCAGGGGCAAGAAGGCAAAAAGGAAAGCUAGGGAAAAGCAACUCGAAGAGGCAAGGAGGCUAGCCUCAUUACAGAAAAGAAGAGAACUGAAGGCUGCUGGUAUUGACACUCGGCACAGGAAGAGGAAGAGAAGGGGAAUUGACUAUAAUGCUGAAAUCCCAUUUGAAAAGAAGCCUCCCCCGGGUUUUUAUGAUGUCGCCGAUGAAGAUCAGCCGGUUGAACUGAUUAAAUUUCCAACCACUAUUGAAGAACUGGAAGGUGAAAGAAGAGUUGAUAAGGAAGCACGAUUAAGAAAGCAGGAUGCUGCAAGAAAUAAAAUAGCAGAAAGGCAGGAUGCUCCAUCAGCGAUACUGCAAGCGAACAAGCUUAAUGAUCCAGAAACAGUCAGGAAGAGGUCUAAACUUAAUCUUCCUGCACCACAGAUUCCAGAUCAUGAAUUGGAGGCAAUUGCGAAGAUAGGCAUUGCUAGUGAUCUUGUGGGGAGUGAAGAACUCACUGAAGGGAAUGCAGCGACGCAUGCUCUUCUUGCAAGCUAUGCUCAAACACCUCGGCAGGGGAUGACUCCAUUAAGAACGCCUCAGAGAACUCCUGUAGGUAAGCAAGAUGCUGUUUUGAUGGAAGCUGAAAAUCAGCGGAGAUUGACUCUAUCUCAGACUCCUCUACUUGGGGGAGAGAAUCCUAUGUUGCACCCUUCAGACUUUUCCGGAGUAACUCCUAAGAAAAUGGAUGUUGCAACACCAAAUCCUUUAUUGACACCUUCGGCAACUCCUGGAAGCAUUACCCCUAGGGUUGACAUUACACCUUCUAGAGUCGGGUUUUUUGGAAUGACACCAAAAGGAACUCCUAUAAGGGACGAGCUUCAUAUUAAUGAAGACAUGGAUAUACAUGACAAUGGCAAGUUAAGACAAUCUGAUUCCAGAAAAGACCUGCUUUCUGGUUUGAAAAAUCUUCCACAACCCAAGAAUGAGUAUCAGAUCGUCAUUCAACCCGUUCCUGAAGACAAUGAAGAGCCAGAAGAGAAGAUUGAAGAAGAUAUGUCUGACAGGAUUGCUAGAGAGAAGGCUGUGGAGGAAGCACGGCAGCAAGCGCUACUUAAAAAAAGAUCAAAAGUACUGCAGAGGGAGCUCCCUAGACCUCCACCUGCUUCAGUGGACCUAAUCAGAAAUUCUUUGAUGAGAGCUGAUGAAGACAAGAGUUCCUUUGUUCCACCAACAUUGAUUGAGCACGCUGAUGAAAUGAUAAGAAAGGAACUUCUUCAUUUGCUAGAGCACGAUAAUGUAAAAUAUCCACUCGAAGAGAAAGCUGAUAAGGAGAAGAAAAAAGGCAUGAAACGAGGGAAAUCUGUAUCUGUGCCCGCUAUCGAAGAGUUUGAAGAAAUUGAUCUAAAUGAGGCUGAUAAUUUAGUGAAGGAUGAGGCACAAUUUCUUCGUGUGGCAAUGGGUCACGAGAAUGAAUCUCUUGAUGAAUUUGUUGAGGCUCACAGAACAUGCUUAAAUGAUAUAAUGUAUUUCCCUACUCGUAAUGGCUAUGGUCUAUCUAGUGUUGCCAGCAAUGUAGAAAAGCUUGCUGCCCUGCAGAACGAAUUUGAAAAUGUAAAGAAGAGAAUGGACGAUGAUACUAAAAAGGCACAACGUCUUGAGCAGAAGAUAAAAGUUCUUACUAACGGCUAUCAGAUACGAGCUGGAAAACUUUGGUCACAAAUUGAGGCAACCUACAAGGUGAUGGACACUGCAGGGACAGAACUUGAGUGCUUCCAAGUUUUGCAAAAGCAAGAGCAAUUAGCAGCGACACAAAGGAUUGGUAACCUCUGGGAUGAAGUUCAGAAACAGAAGAAUGUCGAACAAAUUUUACAGAAACGAUAUGGCGAGUUAUUAGAUAAGCAAGAAAGGGUUCAGCGUCUAAUGGAUGCAUACAGAGUACAAACAAAAGUACAGGAAGAAAUAGCUGCAAAGAACAGUGCUCUUGAGCUAGCUGCAACUGAGGUUGCUGUAAGUCAAACUGUUGCACCAGAUCUAGGAACUUCCAAUCUUGAAGCCACCACCAAGGAGGAAAACCCCAUACUGGAUGGUACAACUGAUGAAACAAGAAGCCAAUGGAUGGAUGCUGCACAAGAACAGGCCGAGCUGAGUCCAAAACACACAAUGGAUAUUGAUGCAGUGGAUGAGAAUACAACUUCAGCCACAGUUGACCUAAUCAUGCCAGAUCCUGUUGAAGAAACUUCUCUAGCCAGUGAUACACACGGGGAACCCAUAACAAAUGGUGAGGGCUUCGAUUCUGCUGGUAGUGUUCAGUUCUCCGUUAGUGAUGAAAAUCCAGCAACUGUGAAGUCCACCGAGACUUCUCUCGAUGAAAGAGAAAGCCUGCCUGAUGUAUUUGAUGAAAAUCCAGCAACUGCGAAGUCAACUGAAACUUCUCUCGACAAAAGCGAAAGCCUCCCUGAUGUAGUCGAUAUACCGGAGACAUUGAGUGAUGGCGCCAUCAAAGGGUCUGCUAAUGAUUACUUAACUGGAUGCGAAUUUAUAGCAAAGGAUACCGCAACAGAUGCGGCAGAAGAAAAUGUGACUGGCGAUGUUGUAAUUGAUCAAGCACACGAGGUUCAUGAAAGAGCUUAAGAUGGUUCAACCAACAGUGAUGCUUAGUCUACCAAAGUUCAGUGGAGACACUGAAAAUAGAAUGAAAAACUGCUGCCCUUUGGUUUGCAUUUCGGGUAACAGGUAACUAUGGGGAGAGUUGAUUGGUUUUAAAGGCACGUAUUUAGUGCUCUCUUGCUGGGACUUCUUGACUCAAUUGCCCAAUGACUGCCCCAAUUUUGGUGGUUGAUGUUUGUGUAAGACAUAAGCUCCCCUUGUAUGGGAUAAAACUAUCUUGGAGUUAUUUUCCUUUGAAAUUAUGAAGUGGAUAUGUGAGGAGACUAGCAUUGUCAAUGUACCGAUUAUGUUUUUGUUUAAAAUAAAAAAAAAAAAUGACAAUGAACUGGAA
This is a messenger RNA of Olea europaea var. sylvestris, 3642 nucleotides long. RefSeq names its product cell division cycle 5-like protein. The record is from RefSeq and is a predicted model, not a curated record. The coding region runs from base 183 to 3275 and encodes 1030 amino acids. The transcript has 4 exons. Gene Ontology annotation, biological process: mRNA splicing, via spliceosome. NCBI's taxonomy places the organism in Eukaryota, Viridiplantae, Streptophyta, Magnoliopsida, Lamiales, Oleaceae. Gene Ontology annotation, cellular component: spliceosomal complex; Prp19 complex.